Neltuma alba is the source of this 947-nucleotide messenger RNA. RefSeq lists its product as uncharacterized. The record is from RefSeq and is a predicted model, not a curated record. Bases 379 to 753 code for a protein of 124 amino acids. NCBI's taxonomy places the organism in Eukaryota, Viridiplantae, Streptophyta, Magnoliopsida, Fabales, Fabaceae. The transcript has a single exon.
CCCAUUUAUUUAUCAGCCAUUUAUGAGCUUGGUUCUUUAUUCAUUGUACAGAUGUAUGUAUCGCUCGUAUAUAAAUGUUAAAUAAGUUUAUAAUUAUAUAAACAUAGGUGGAGGGGUUGCUCUACCUGCCAACUGCCACGUGUGCAAGAAUUUAAGGUGGUGGAGUCGCUCUCCAGUCUUUUAACUAAACCGAACCCACCAAGCACGCCCAAUUCUGCACCUCACAGUUGGGUCAGCUCAACCAUCAUUGUUUCCAAUAUACCCCUCUCGCCAUCUCGCCUUAUGGCGCUCCACCAAUAAUUAAGUAGUUUCACCGCGCCCAUCCUCUCUGUUUAUAUUCUUUCAUGCCCAUUAACCCCUCAACCUCCUAAUCCCAUAAUGGCUCUCUCGCUCUCUCCUUUCUUCCGUUUUCGUCUCGGCCUCACUACUUCAUGGCCUCUUCUAAUCUUCGCUGCGACUUGGACGAUGCUUCUGACCUUCACGGUGGCCGUGGCCUCGUUCUCGCCGGAGGCGGCUUUCGUUUUGGCCAUCUCGCCCUCUUCUUCCUUCUCCAAGAAGUGCAAGACUGAGUCUUUCAUUAGAGUGCCCUUGGAUGUUCCGGGAGACAUCCUGUGUUUCCCGCCUCAGCUGUUCACCAAGUCCAAGAUUGAUCUGAUUGUCCCGCCUGUGUUUGCGGCCGUGAUUGUCGCUGCUUCUGCUUGUUUUGUUCGGGCCGUGGGGUUGUGGGAGGAUGGUCAAACUUUAACCCCCUGAGUUGGGGACCAAUUGAGUAUUCGUUUAGAAUUAUAUUAGGUUUAAGAUUCAGGUGCGGUACAUAUACAUAGUUGUAAUCGAGUUUUUCAACGAACACUAAACUGCAAAAUUUUCACCCAUUGGACUUUUAAUUACUAAAAUAAAAUACCAGAUUGAUCUGAGUGUCCCGUGUUUCCAGGGGUAAUUUGCUACCA